Messenger RNA from Cottoperca gobio, 2926 nucleotides. It is a transcript of the gene manba, whose product is annotated as mannosidase, beta A, lysosomal. Lineage: Eukaryota; Metazoa; Chordata; Actinopteri; Perciformes; Bovichtidae. The transcript is spliced from 17 exons. Gene Ontology annotation, molecular function: beta-mannosidase activity. Bases 123 to 2780 code for a protein of 885 amino acids. The record is from RefSeq and is a predicted model, not a curated record. Gene Ontology annotation, biological process: carbohydrate metabolic process; glycoprotein catabolic process.
CGGGACUGUCACGUGGUGGGUCACAUGACAAACAAGGAAGUGAAAACAACAACAAAACCCGGAUAGUACACUUCUGAAGAGUAUUCUCUAUUUACCAUGGCAGAAACAACACACCAGAAGCCAUGACUCUGUGUGGAAACUGUAUUUAUGUUUCUGCUGUUUUGUCGUGUUUGUUUUUCGGAGUUUUAUGCGGGUUUUGUUCAGAAACGUUAACUCUGAACGGUAAAUGGAGUCUUUCAAACUCCAAUGGUUCAGUGUCGCUGCCCGCUGAGGUGCCCGGAUGUGUACAUUCCGCUCUGCAGCAACAGGGAUACAUCCAGGAUCCAUAUUUCAGGUUCAACGAUGUGUCUUAUCGGUGGAUUGCCUUUGACAACUGGACGUACACAACCACAUUUACUGUCUCUGCCCAGCUGAGGUCCAAACAGAAGGUGCAGCUCGUCUUUCACGGUGUCGACACGGUCGCAUCGAUUUGGCUCAAUGGAGUCGACGUCGGGAAGACGGACAACAUGUUUCGUAGAUAUGACUUCCCGGUCAGAGACUUGCUGCAGGACGGGGACAACGUGCUGAAGGUGAACUUGAUGUCUCCAGUUCUUUAUGCGUCUGAGCGGAGGAAAGCUCACUCUGCCUACAGAGUUCCUCCUGAAUGUCCUCCAGACGUCCAGAAGGGGGAAUGCCACGUCAAUUUCAUCAGAAAAGCGCAGAGCUCCUUCAGUUGGGACUGGGGGCCUUCGUUCCCCACGAUGGGGCUGUGGAGAGGAGUGCAGCUGGAGGCGUUCGACGUCCUGCAGCUCAUCCAGGUUUCCUGCGUCCCUGUGUUCAGUGUCCGCCUCUCUCAGUGGAGAGUCCAUGUUGAGCUUCUUGUUGACGCGGUUCAGACGACAAGCGGUCACAUCUCGCUCUCUGUCCCCGAGCUGGACUCAGAGCAGAUCGUCCAGACUCAGUUUCUCCAAGGGAAGACCAAGAACAGCUUCACGCUACACAUCAACACGAGCAGCCGGGUGAAGCUGUGGUGGCCCAACGGACACGGUGACCGACACUUCUACCUUCUGACCUCCAGAAGCUUUCAGGAUGGAUUCCUGAUCCUGAAUACAGAGUCUAAGGUGUAUUUCCGCACAGCUGAACUCGUCCAGGAGCCAGUUGUUGGAUCUCCGGGAUUGAGCUUCUAUUUCCGCAUCAAUGGGAAAGCGAUUUUCCUGAAAGGCUCCAACUGGAUCCCUGCUCACUCCUUCCAGGACCAGGUCACCCCUGCUGUCUUGAGGAACUUGUUGCAGUCAGCUGUGGAUGCGAGCAUGAACGCUCUGAGGGUCUGGGGAGGAGGAGUGUAUGAACAGGAUCUUUUCUACAGCCUCUGUGACGAGCUGGGAAUCAUGGUUUGGCAGGACUUCAUGUUCGCCUGUGCUAUGUAUCCCACUGAGGACGACUUCAUACAGACCGUAAGAGAAGAAGUUAUCCAACAGGUUCAGCGACUCAAGUCUCAUCCGUCCAUAAUCAUUUGGAGCGGGAACAAUGAAAACGAAGCCGCUCUGGCGACCGACUGGUUCAGCAUCCCAGUUUCCCAGAAGCCCACAUACCUGAAGGACUAUGUGACGCUGUAUGUGAACAACAUCAGGGCCGUAGCUCAAGAGGAGGACCAGAGUCGCCCGUUCCUCGUCUCCAGUCCGACAAACGGGGCUGAAUCGGAGCGAGAGGGCUGGGUGGCGGCGAACCCCUACGACCUUCACUACGGGGACACGCACUUCUACAGCUACACUCUGGACUGCUGGGAUUGGAGGACUUUCCCUCGGACACGUUUCGCCUCCGAGUACGGCUUCCAGUCCUGGCCUUCCUUCUCCACUCUGCAGCCGGUUUCCAUAGAAGAAGACUGGAGCUACAACAGUACUUUCACUUCCCACCGUCAACACCACGAGAGCGGGAACCAGCAGAUGUUCCUGCAGGCUGCUCUGCACUUCAACCUGCCGAACGCCACGGACCCUUUAAAGAGAUUUACAGAUGGUCUCUACAUCACGCAGGUCACGCAGGCUCAGUGUGUGAAGGCUCAGACGGAGUUUUACCGGCGGAGUCAGAGCGAGAUCCUCGGGGGCAAAGGUCGCACUAUGGGCGCUCUCUACUGGCAGCUCAACGAUGUCUGGCAGGCGCCUUCGUGGUCGUCCAUCGAGUUUGGUGGGAAAUGGAAAAUGCUGCAUUAUUUUGCGCAGAACUUCUUCGCCGCCGUCCUGCCCGUCGGCUUCGAGGACGACGGCACGCUGUUCAUCUACGCCGUCUCGGACCUGAGUCACGACCUGAAGCUCCGAGCUGUGGUGUCCGUGUUCUCCUGGUCUGAUCUGGAUCCGGUGUGCACGCUGAAGUCAGACCCGCUCCUGAUCCCCGGAGGCAGCGCUGCGGCCAUCUUUAAGCAGCCAGUCGCCACCCUGCUGGCAGGAUGUGGUCGCUGCACCCGCCUCACCUGCCUGCUCGCCUUCCACCUGGAGGACGGCAGCGGCCAGCAGGGUCCCAGCAACCACCACUUCCUGUGCUCCCCCAAAGACGCUCAGGGACUCCAGAGACCCAACAUCACAGCCUCGGUGCAGGAGGAUGCGAGCGGCUUCACCGUCUCUCUCCACUCGGCCGCUGUGUCUGCCUUCGUGUGGCUCGAUGUGGGAAACAUCCCCGGACGCUUCAGCGCCAACGCCUUCCUGAUGCUUUCCACAAACAGGACGGUCCGUUUUAACGCUUGGCGUCCAACCAGCGCCGCAGAACUCUCUGGCUCGCUCACCAUCACAUCUUUAAGGGACGUGUACUGAGAACAGGACUGUGCUUUAAAAAGAUAAAAUAAAUAUUGAUAUUUUAUUUUAUCGUGUAAAUAAUCAAGAGAAUGAUAAAUACAACCGUUGUUGUUACAGACGCCAUAAAAAGAGACGAGACGCACAAUAAACAAAGUGAAAGGUGA